GUCAUCGUGCCUGGCUUCAUGUGUGGGCACCAGCAGUAUGCCGACAUGGCCGAGUCGAUGGCGGCGCGCGGCGUGCCUGUAGCCGUGGUGCCCUUGGAGUGGUACCACUGGCUGCCGACGAUGUCGACCAACUCUUACCGCCCCAUCCUAGACGCGAUCGACCAUACGGUGCAGCAUCCGCCCGCCGAGGAAAUGGCGAGCAAGAUUGCUCUUGUGGCUCACUCCGCGGGUGGUUGGCUCUCACGGCUCUACCUGUCACAGAAGGCACACUAUGGUCGCACGUGGGACGGGGCCAAGCUCGUCAAUCGGCUGGUGACCCUCGGCUCACCGCACGUGGCGAGGCUUGGGCCGAUGGCGCCGCACGUCGCGCGUGCCAACGACGACGGCGGUGCGUUGCCGGUCGGUGUCCGCUGCCUCACCGUCGCUUCGAAGGGCAUCCGUGGAAAGGUGUCGGCAAUGGCACGCGCCUCGUAUCACAUCUGCGCAGGUCCCUGGGCGAAUGUCGCCGAGCUCGACGGCGAUGGCAUCACGACGGCGGAUGCGGCGCUAAGCGUGGGCGGUGCAGAUAAGCUCGUGCUCGAGGGCGUGAACCACAUGCCUCGCAGC
This is a messenger RNA of Emiliania huxleyi CCMP1516, 606 nucleotides long. RefSeq lists its product as hypothetical. The transcript is spliced from 2 exons. The record is from RefSeq and is a predicted model, not a curated record. NCBI's taxonomy places the organism in Eukaryota, Haptophyta, Isochrysidales, Noelaerhabdaceae. Gene Ontology annotation, molecular function: hydrolase activity, acting on ester bonds. The annotation marks the transcript as partial.